ACUCGUCUGUAUUCGUGGUUCGGACAGUCCCUGAAUGCACCAUUAGGUUUGUUGUGGUCCUGCGCAGCAUGGAUGGAUCAGAGAGAGCGGUCCUACGUGCGGGGCUGUAUCCGAGCCGACCAAUGAGAGAGGAGAAGGGUCUCUGAGGUGUCAUGUGACGCUUCCUCCCGCCCUGCCCAUCCUGCCUUUAAACCAUACAUCCAUACAUUAUUCAGUCCUAACCAGUCAGUCCUCAUCUGACUGUCUCCGGUAUCAGACUCCUCAACCAAACUACAGCGACUAUUUCACCAUUUUACCAACGAAAAGAAAUAAAGACAAAGACACUAACAGUCUGACCUUCAUAUAUUUACAGAGAGAAAGCUAAUUAGUAGCCGAAUAACCGAAAUAAAUCCUACUGCGACACCAGCCAGAGGACAGACCAGAGGACAGACCAGAGGACAGACAGACGCUUAUUAUAGUCUCUCAGCGGUCUUCAACUCACAAUAUCUGCGUUUUAUUUCCUUUUUUUUGAAAACCCCCAAAAUGAAAACCAAAUUCAUCAACGGUGUUUCUUCGUCCCCCUCCAUGUCGCUGGGUCUGCUAGUGACCGAGAACGCCCUGCAGGUCCAACCGGACACCGAGGAGGACUGUAAGGAGCUGGACCGCCUCGACCAGCCAGACCUGGACACGCAGCGCAAAGCUUAUCUGUGGUGCAGAGAGUUCCUCCAUGGAGCCUGGAAGAGCCUGGCCGAGGACGACUUUCACAUCACCAUCAUAAGGGGUGGUUUGAGCAACAAGCUCUUCCUGUGCAGCCUCUCUGACAGCCUGGACACUGUCGGGGACGAGCCCAGGAGCAUCCUGCUACGCCUCUAUGGGGCCAUCCUGCAGAUGUCCUGUAAUAAGGGGGAUUCCCGACAGUCAAACAAAGAAAAUCACUUCCAAGGCGCGGAGGCCAUGGUCUUGGAGAGUGUGAUGUUUGCUAUUUUGGCAGAGAGGGAGCUGGGACCUAAGCUCUACGGUAUUUUCCCUCAGGGUCGACUGGAGCAGUAUGUCCCUAGUCGUAAACUGGACACCUGUGAGUUAAGCGACCCCAGCAUCUCAGCGGAGGUUGCAGAGAAGAUGGCCAAGUUUCAUGGAAUGAGGAUGCCCUUCAACAAGGAACCCAAGUGGCUUUUUGGAACUAUGGACAAGUACCUGAACCAAGUCAUGAGGCUGACCUUCACCAGAGAGUCCCACCUGCGUCGCUUCAACCGCCUGCUUAGCCACAACCUGCCACAGGAGAUGGAUAUGCUCAAGUCUCUGCUGGAGUCCACACACUCCCCUGUGGUGUUCUGCCACAACGACUGUCAAGAAGGAAAUGUGCUGCUGCUGAAGGGCCGCCAGAGCUCAGACAAACAGAAGCUGAUGCUCAUUGACUUUGAGUACAGCAGCUACAAUUACAGGGGAUUCGAUAUUGGCAACCAUUUCUGUGAAUGGAUGUACGACUACACCUGUGAGGAGUCUCCUUUCUUCAAAGUUAAUGCUCAGGCCUACCCUUCAAAGGCCCAGCAGCUGCACUUCAUUGAAAACUACCUGCAUGAGUCAGACCAGGGGUUUGACAACUUGAGUGAAGAGGACCAAAUGAAACUGAUGGAGGAGAUAUACAUGGAGGUCAACAGGUUCUCUCUGGCAUCCCACUUUUUUUGGUGCUUAUGGUCCAUCAUCCAGGCCCGGCUCUCCACCAUCAAAUUUGGAUACCUGGAGUAUGCCCAGGCCAGAUUUGACGCCUACUUACAGCAGAAGAAGAUCUGGGGUGUCUAAUGUUGCUAAACGAUUUGGAUGGACUGACGACACGUUCAGCCAAACGGCAGUAGGAGGACAUGCAGGCUGAUGAAGACGCCACCAUCCACGCUUUACUUAUACUCCCUGCCUUGAGAGGAUUUGCUGGCUACUGCUGGUGUUGUGUUGACCAAAGCCAAAACUUGAUCAUGUGGCUAGGUGCUUAAGGUACGCCCCAAAAUCCAUUGCAGCUCAAAAGUUUACACUGUAUAACCCCCCUGAGAGCCCCCCCCCAAAAAAGACAAAACAAUGACUUGUACUCGCCUUCAUCGCCGGUCAGAACUGCUCUCCGCUUCUGCCUUGGUUCGAACCAUAUCACUAACACGAGGGUUAGGUUUUGAGCAGGAGAGAGGUGGUUACAGCUAGAUCGGAAAUGUUAACAUUGCAUCAAUGUAUAUGUAUUGAUCAUUCCCUUAUGGAAAUGUUCUGUUGGAAAUAACCAAAAUGUGAAACUUCUCUUGGUAGAUUCCUGCUUACUGACGCAGCCAGUUGCUAACUAUGUAUAUUAUAUAUAGACCUCAAUGUGCCAGUAACCUGGCCCUGUCUGUUACUGACGGGCCGACUUGGCUGGUGGAAUCAUGUCUACACUUCUAGAUAUUACACACUUGCUGUUUUUGUUUGAUUUCCUUUUUUUUUUAAAUGGUUGUAUUUGACAUUUUCUUCAGGCCAGGGCAAAUACAGUUAUGUCGUAUUUUCCAAGUAUGUGAAUAGUUGAGGUUCCUUUUUUUCUGAGUAGCUGUUUAAACUCCACCAAAUCAAAAAUGAAAGACAACAAACAUUAGGUAUAUCACUAUUACCAUUAGGUCUGGUUCUUUGUGGCUUCCUAACUAAUGAUGCGGUUACGCUGAUCAGUUGUUUUUCUCAACCUGUUAAAUUUUUACUGACACGAAGUUGGGUAUGUUUAUCGCAUGGAUAACUGUGACAAGUCUGUGUAGUUUACACAUUGGGUAUUAACAUCUGCAAUGUCUGAUUUAGCCAAAAAGACAUUCCAGUCAUGCUUUAUAAGCCUGGGAAAGUGUUGCUAAACUCUCUAUUGGACCCUAGAGAGCUAACGGACCAUAUUUUUGCUUUUUUUUUUUUACUUUUAUAUAUUAUCACUUCACUGAAGAAAAUGUCACACAGUAGACAUGACAAUGGCCCCUUAUUUGCAGUAAUUCUUGGUGAAGUCACUGUUUUUUUUUGGCACAAAUGCCCACUGCCAAGUUGCCUCAUCAUCGUACCCAUAAUCCAGAAUAGUGACACGGGCGGUCACAUCCUACUGCACAGAUGAAUUUUGCAUCGAUGACUUAUUGAGACAAGUUGUACCAGUACAGUUGUACAGUAACUCUGCUGAAGGGGCAUUUGGUAAGCAUGACUUUUACUGUAUCUAUCACUGUUCAAGGCGCUCUCUGCUACUGAGAGCUGUGUCAUUGUUGUUAACCACCUUGUCAAACCCCCACACACACACACUGGCUCAUAUUACGGCCAUUGUCGGUCGUGGCCAGAAGGUAACACGCAAAUUGAGAAACUCUUGUGAGAUGGUUAAGGUUAGGCAUUGACCUCCAAAGGUUAAGGUUAGAACAGGUGGUCGGCCAGUGAGUCUCAGUCUCAACCCUCGUAAUAUGUGGAUUACCUUCUAGACAUGACCACCACUGUCUACUGUAGCAUGGUAAAAGUCUUACUUAAUGCACAUGUAACAAAGGAAUUCAUCACUGGCACAGUGGAGCACUGUGCCCUGUGUGUGUGUCAGGCUGACCUCAUAGGUUCUGCUUUUAGGCUUUCUGCUCUGCUGUGGGAUAAUAGUUCAUGAUUGUUUAAAAUGAGAGAUGGUCAGAUGGAAAAACUGUGACUAAUGCGUCCUGCUGUCUCUCACCCAAACAUCUCAUCUAGAACAGCUCAAUUCUACCUCACCCCAUCAAGUCAUUAUCAGUGCACCAACUAUGCUAUCGUCCACAUAUAGACAGAUUCAUCAUCUGCUGCUAAGAGAGCCUUCAUUUAGCUUUUUAAAUGACACUAGAUAUCUUGAAUUUGCUGGGCCUCUUCUCUCAUUUGGUAAAAAAAAUAAAUGUUUUUUUGUCAUGAUUAGCAUUCCUCUUUCCACUCUAAUCGGUACCAGUGACCACUAGCUAGCUUCUCAGCUCUACAAUAGCAACGCCUAUUAGACUUCAUUAGAAAUGAUAACAGUGGCGGCAAAACUUUCCAUGCUAGAAAUCGUAUUUUCUUGCAUUUAAAAUUGUACAUAUUGGAAGGGAGCAGUACCCGGUGAAAAAGAAACAGACUAAAAUUGACCUUUCGCUAAGCCCACCCCUUUAAUCACUGUUGCUGAUACGCCUGUCAAGCUUUUCAUUCUCACACAAAACGGUAGAUUUACUACUCAAAAAUGUCCGUAGUUUUUGAAACAAUGGGUCCUUGAAGUCAGACGUCGGUAGACAAAAGCAGUCACUAGCCAGUGUCCAUCGAUUUUGACAUCGGUAAUGACAUCUGUCACUGGCAGAUUUUAACAUGCUGUGGCUAGCUAGCUAAUUAAGCUAAUGUAAACGGCAAGAGUUUUGUUGAAAAUGCCGUGACUGUCUUCGUCUGACUUUUAAAUUGUUUUCGGCUAACUUGUUUCGAUACAAGAACCCCUGUAAAAGGGGUCUUAAAUAUGCACUUAUGAUAUCAUGCUCAAAGACUGAGGCUAAAGCUAAUGUUACAUGUUCCAGGGAAAACAAGUCAGCAUCCUCACCGGACAUGGAACUAAAGGAGCAGAAUUGUUCUUGUUUUGCAGUGUAGAGCCAGUUAGUCCUAGUAUUAUAAGUAUGAUAAGGACAAAUAUAUGAUCAGACUGUGUUUUUGUUCUAACACGACUUGUUUGGCUGCUUAGCUUAAGUUACAUACUGGUUUGUAUUUUCAAACAGCCUGUUUUAACUUCUAAUAUUACAAAAGAAAAAAGCUCUUAUGAUGUGUUUGGCAAACGUUACGCUUCACUGGGUAAUGUUGUUGGAGUUUAAGUGGAAACUUUCCCAAAUCCAACAAAGUCCAUAACCAUUGGCUUUCGGUCAUCCCUGCAGCACUCUCUACUUACUUACGGUUGCUAAGCGAUGAUCGGACAAUCACUACUCGGCAGAGGAGUUUAGCGAAAGUCAAUUGAAAAGCUAAAUAUCUGCUCUAGAUAGUGUUACAGAAUAUUGCAUGGAAACACUUUAGUGGAUACUUGUUUGCCACAAAAUGUAUGAUCGACAAAUCAAAACUGCGCAACCACUACGAAGGCUGACGUGCACAUCCAUGUUCGUUCCUGUUGGUUUGUAGCAUUGUGUAUACAGUACAUCAGGGUAUAUUCCCUGUCUACCUGUGAGCACUGGGAUUUAGUGUGGAAGCCACCAAAUGACUCUUGUGAAGUGUACUGUAGGCAUUACCUCAUACUUCUUGUGAGAAUGGCUACAAAAAACUAAACUAAAACGCUACACUAGUCACCUGAUACUGGAACCAUCCAGAGGUAUUUGAAUGUCUACUGAGGCACUUUUGAUCUGAGGACCGUAAAAGAAAAAAAAAGUAUAUGGCUUGAUGAACUGUGACUUUUGUUGAAAUAUUAAUUUUAUUUUACAUGCAACUGUAUUUUUAUUGUAUAUUUCAUUGUGAUAUAUCCUUUGGAAUGUGUUUACUGUAUAGUUUAAAUGUAUUUUGAGAUACACUGAGACUAUGGAUGCACCAGCAGAAUGUGCAGUGCAGUGUAUAGCAAUAGUCUUUAUUUUAGUACCUACUUUUUUUUUUUUCAAAACCAUUCAGUGGCUCUUUCUUCUACCUAACCUGGAUUUGUAUUAAUUUUGUUGAAUUUCAUGAUUGAAAUGUAUUUGUCCUGACCUUCACUACAUGCUAUUUCUGUCUCGAUUUUGUUGUCCCUUUCGAUGAUUUUAUAUAUUUGUUAUAAAAAAACAAAUGGACACCAUGAUCUGUAACUAUAGUACAUUCCAUAAUUGUUACUUCACCUUCAGUAUCACAUACACUUGACCAAAAGAGCUAAAAUUUUGAUCUGAUUGGUUCUUCCAAUACAAUUGUAACUUGUCCCCAGUAGAGAACAAACAAACACCCUCACUUCUGUUAAUACUUGUGAUUUAAUGUAUGUAAUAUUCCCUGACAACACUAUAGAGGGUCGUGCUAAACAUUAUCCAAAUAUAAAGAAUGACAAACUUGUACGUUAUCAUUCUUAUGAAUGUACAUUGUGUUAAUGUAAUACACUUAUUUUUUGUAAAAAAAUAAAUUUAAAAAAACCCAUUCUGUUCUGUGAUAGCACCCACAACCAUACCAUCGUGUGACUCAUAGUGAUAACCAUUGCUAUCUAUGCAGCUAUAUUGAAUGCAUUAUGUACUCAUACAAAUAUACUUUGUAAUUUAAAGAAGUUUUCGGGUGAACUGCUGCAGCAUAGAAAUUGCCUUGGCUGUAAAUGUACUUUUCUGCUUUGCACAAAUAAAAAUGAAAGAGAAAACGA
Sebastes umbrosus (honeycomb rockfish) is the source of this 6241-nucleotide messenger RNA. RefSeq names its product choline kinase alpha (gene chka). Gene Ontology annotation, molecular function: ethanolamine kinase activity; choline kinase activity. The transcript has 12 exons. The coding region runs from base 523 to 1779 and encodes 418 amino acids. Gene Ontology annotation, cellular component: cytoplasm. NCBI's taxonomy places the organism in Eukaryota, Metazoa, Chordata, Actinopteri, Perciformes, Sebastidae. The record is from RefSeq and is a predicted model, not a curated record. Gene Ontology annotation, biological process: phosphatidylethanolamine biosynthetic process; CDP-choline pathway.